This is a messenger RNA of Monopterus albus (swamp eel), 4150 nucleotides long. RefSeq names its product S100 calcium binding protein U (gene s100u). The record is from RefSeq and is a predicted model, not a curated record. The transcript has 3 exons. The coding region runs from base 154 to 831 and encodes 225 amino acids. Gene Ontology annotation, cellular component: perinuclear region of cytoplasm. NCBI's taxonomy places the organism in Eukaryota, Metazoa, Chordata, Actinopteri, Synbranchiformes, Synbranchidae. Gene Ontology annotation, molecular function: calcium-dependent protein binding; calcium ion binding.
AACGUAAAUCACGGAAGAGAUUCUGCAGUCCUACUAGUUUGGCAAGUUCUCUGGUCUCAAAGCAGCGUAGAAAGGCGGAGAAGAGGGUAGAAACUCAAAUUUGCGCAUAUUUAUACACCUCUUGUCCCGCAGAAGGUAUAUGAGAGAAGAGUCAUGGAGGCUGCCAUUCAGUCUGUGGUAAAGGUCUUCUUGAAGGCAUCCAAAGGAAAGGAGAGUCUAGGAAGGAAAGAAUUCCAGAGCCUCGUCAAGACCCAGCUCUGCAACAUCCUGUCGGACACAGACAGCAAAGAGGCGGUCAACAACAUGGCCCAGAGCCUGGAUGCCAACCAGGAUGGCAAGGUUGCCUUCGAGGAGUUCAUGAAGCUGGUCGGCUAUCUGUCAACAUCGCUCAGUGAGCAGCGUGUCCUUGCAGCAAAAGAGCCUUCCCAAAAUGCUGCCUCUGCACAAGUGGCACAAAGUGCUCACAACAAAGAGGAGGAAAAACCAGAGGCAAAAGCAGAGGCAAAGGAGGAAGCAAAGCCAGAAGUAAAGGAAGAGGCAAAGCCUGGAGCAACUGCCGAAGUAAAGGUAGAUGCAAAUGCAGAUAAAACAGCAGAAGUAAAGGUAGUGGUAAAGGCAGAGGGGGAGACACAGCCUCAGGCAGCAAAUAAGGAGCCUGCAAUAGUGGUGGUCCCAGCAGCAGGAGAAGCAGCAGCAGCAUCAGCAACAGUUGAAAUGGUCAUAAAAGAAGAAAACAAGGUGGUGGAAACAGAAGUGGUGGUGGGAGCUGCAGAGAAGCUGGCUGCAGCUGUGGAGGCAGAGGUGGAGAAGACAGAGGAGGCAGCCUCAUAGGGGACAAUCCAUUCCUUUACCAAAAAAAAAAUACACAUUUACAUUCAACCCUACACAAAAAAUGUCAUUAACAUUGCCAAAAUAAGUUGGCAAACUACUAAAGGUAAUUAAAACACACAACUUUAAAAUGCAAAUGAUCAGUAUAAAUUCAAACACAACAAACCCAGCUCUGAAGAAACCCCAUUCCCUACAUAUGAAAAAUAAUACAUGUGAAUGAUAUAAGAAUUAUUGCUUUGUACUUGUGUUUACCACUAUGUUCACAUUUACAGCAUGUGCAUCCCACUCUAUAGCACAUUUACCUCAUUAUGAUGAUGUACUAUGAUAGCAUGCAGAUAUACACUAUCAUGUGCAUGCAUUAUCCCUGUGAAAACUGCAAACACAUUACCAAAGUUUCACUGUAUGUUAAACACCACCACAGACAAAAGAGUUAGUUUAAAUCCUGUCCUCUCCCCACGUGUCUUGACGGUUGUGUCACACAUCUCCACAUCAUUCACUGUACAGUCCUCUAAGUCUGUGGUGAAGCAUCACUAUAUAGCUUGCUAGGCACUAAUGACCUGAAGGAAUAGUUUGACAUUUUGGGAAAUACCUUUAUUAGAUUUCUUGCCAAAACAUAUGACAAACAACACCACUCCUAUAUCUGUCCAUUGAAUAUGAAGCUACAGCAAGCAGUUAGCUCAGGUUAGCAUAAAGAGUGGAAACAGGGAAACAACUGGCUUGGCUGUGUCUACAUGUAGCAAAAACCACCUACUGGCACCCUCAAAGCUCACUAGUUAACAUGUUAUAGCUUAGCAGAAAACUAUCGUUUAUACUUUGGUUUUUGUAUGGAUUAAACAAACAAGAUUUAAUGUGUUAAUUAGUGAACUCAAGAGCUGCUAGCAGGCAGUUUUUGAUAGCCCUUCUUUUCUGUGUCUGUGCUUGCUAAUCUAAUCUAACUGGCUGCUGGAUAUGGCUACUGGACAGAUGAGAGUGGUAUCAGUCUUACCAUCUAACCCUAACAUGAAUAAGUGCAUUUUGAAUUACUUUUGUAAACGCUGCAUGAAAAUCUGACAAUAACACUAUUAUUUUAUUUUUUUUACAUUCUCAUCUUUUAACCCACAAUGCUAUGACAAUAAACAAAUUGUUUUGCUGAAGAUUUGCAUUACUUCAGCUCAUCUAAAAUGUGUACUCAGUACCCCAUCACACCCUCGCCCUCUCUCUUUCUAGUCUACUUUAUGGGUCUCAUUCCUUUUUUUCUGUAAUUCCCAGAAAGGUUCACUUUAUCUGCAGCCUGCAUUAUAUUCUCCUCAUUCAUAAUCAUAAUUAUGGAUUAGGACCUGGAAGAUACAGCACAUAGAAUGUAGUCCCUUGGUAGUGGGCUGGUGACUGGAGAAGCAGGUCAAAGACGGUGUUCAUGCAAACUAAUCCACCUAGGUUAGAACUGGUGGAGAAGAACAAGAUAACAUACAGUUACGAGCAAAGAACCCCAUAAACUGGUUCCCUGGUAGCACUGGAUUGGAAUGGCAGAAACCUUCUGGCUCACUUUAAAAUUGCUCCUUGUUUCUUGCUGUUUUCCACUGGUUGUAGCCCCAGUUGCAUGUUUAUUUUUCAGUCACACCUGCAUACAGUUUAAAGACACUGCUUGACUUGCAACUGGAUCCUUGAGUGCCAGGCACUGGGAAACGACAGGAUUAGGCAUUUGAUGAGUAACACACCCUGGGACACAAACAAUAACAUGAAAGUAAUGCCAGGCUCCAGCGAUCCUGCCCAUCAGACAAGGUGGUGGUGUCGGAGGGAUUGUUUCUUUUUAAGGAAAAAGAAUACUGAGCCAUAUAUAUGAAUCUAUGUGGUGUAAUCUUUUACAACAGGCUAAUAAUAAGAUGUUGCAUGCUAUUAGAAACGUAUUUGCUAAAUAUUACCAUUGUAUUACCAUUAUUGUGGCCAUUUCUAUGUUCUACAUGGCCUCUUUAUAUUUAACUUCUUAACCUAAUCCUUUCGUAUUUGAACCACUAUGGAGAGCACUUGAAAAUGUAGUUCUUUGUCACAUUAGAUGCAAUUUGUUAAUUACAAUUUAAUGACUUGUAAAAUGUUUCAUCAUCAAUAACCAUGCUAUUUUAUAGGUCUACCUGGCUAACAGCAUAGUGCUUAAAGGUACACACUACCAACAACACUUGGUGCUGCCAGCUGCUUAGCAGCAAAAUGGGCAAGACAAAUAAACCUGAAGUCAUGUGGUCACCCUGCCUCAGUGCAACACUCCCAUUGUAAAUAAUCACUCAUUAACACUCACACUCACGCCUUUAUACUUAGAGUAUGCUAUGUUACUACUACUAAGAAACUUAUUGGACAUGUUCAGGCUAUUUUAUAGACUAUAUCAUUAUUUCUUUUAUUGAAACCUACAGUAUAUACUUUUUGUAUCCAGACAUUUUCUAACAUGGUACUUCCUUGAAUAAUGGAGACAUAUCACUCUCUUGCACCAUCUGCAGUUGGCUUCCUGUUCAGCAUGUACAUUGGCCUUAGGCACUUAACCAAAGCGGGUUUUACCACUUUUAUCCCUGUUAGAUUAAUUCAUUUAAAUGUGACCUCUGUGUUUUUUCUUUGCUCUCAAUCAUCAUCAUCAGCCAAAUUAUGGUAAGAAGAAACUGGAUAAAGCAAAAUUCACUUUACUGACAUGUUCAAAUUACUUGACUUGCACUGUCAACAGAUUCCUGGAUUUUGAGGGGACAGACCCAGAUGGAACAUCAUCUGGAAAUUAUUUUAUCACAGCCGAUGCCUUAUUUUAGCCUGUUUGGAAUAGCAGAAGGACAGAGUGAACUAUGAACAUUUUCUUUUAAAGAUUAAACUGUAUGAAUUGGCUGUUAUGUUAUUGUUCUGUAGUGUAAACCCCACCCAACCUUAACUCCAUGUAGAUUAAAAACAUGCUGGAACCAAACACAGAGGGGAUUUGCAGCAGGGUGUGUUUGCAGCCAGAUUUUGAUUGCCAUACAAUAAGUCUCAUUCAUUAUGAGACAGUGGAUCAUGAUAAAAGCCUGUGUUAAGAAUUCUCCCAGUGGAUUAAGUGUACAUGCAAGUGUAUGGAUGUGCGUUUAAGGACAUUUUGGUCUAAAAUGUAUGUGGUUUUGGGAUCAUUCCCAGGAUAUUGUGCAGGGUGUUAUCAUUGUGCAUUGAAGAACUCUGUUUAUUUCCUGCCAAGUUCUAGAGGGUGUGUGUGUUUUGCAUUUGGACUCAUUUUAGUCCAUUGUCAUGUCCAGGAAACUCCACUGUGCUAGUAUUUUAACUUCGUAUGUAAUGCUGUAUCAUUUUUGCUCAUUCUAUCUGGUAUGUGUAAUGCCUAAUAAUGAAUAAA